This is a messenger RNA of [Torrubiella] hemipterigena, 3292 nucleotides long. The record is from the annotation of a GenBank genome assembly. NCBI's taxonomy places the organism in Eukaryota, Fungi, Ascomycota, Sordariomycetes, Hypocreales, Clavicipitaceae.
CGCACGCCUUACCACCCACCAUCGCCGUAAACAGUGCUGUAUUUUUGUAUUCCUUUAGCGGCUCUUCAGUCAGCAUCCAUGACCUCAUCGUUCCCCAAAGGAAAUAGCCGAGCCUGCUGCUGUCAACUUUACCUGCCAGACAGCCUCUAGCGGUUCCCCUUUUAGUGCCUGGCCCACUGUAAGGCUUCCCGAAAAAGGCCUGUCAUUGGUGCUGGCGCCGAGCCCAAAGCCGACCCGACACUGCGCAGCCCGGCUUUAUUUUUCUUUGUUACCUGUUUCCUCUUCCCACCUUUUCGGUUUCCUCUUCUUGCAUCACAUCCCCAAAUCGAGAUCAGCCGUUGGAGAAGCAGCCUCGAUCAUUGGCUGGCCCGCUGCAUUUUCUUUUUCUUUUUUAAUUGACUCUAUUCAUACUACUUCUUUCAGAACUGCAUCGUGUAAUGCCGUUAUAACCUCAUCUACUCCAACUCUUUUUCUUAUUCUUCCCCUUGUUGCGCCAGACCACCCCCCGUCACCAUGGCGUUCGCAGAGGAGCCCAAACCAGACCAGCCCAAAAGCACAAUGAAGUCGCGGGCUGAAGCGCGGAGGAAGAAGCGAGCUCCUCCUGUUCGUUAUCCCUUUUGGUUCGGCGGCAGCGCUAGCAGCAUGGCCGCCUGCGUCACACAUCCGUUAGAUCUUGUCAAGGUCCGACUGCAAACACGGAGCGGCGAUGCGCCCAAAAACAUGAGCGGAACUUUUGUCAAGAUUGUCAAGACAGACGGCUUUCUCGGCCUCUACUCGGGCAUCUCAGCCUCCCUCCUUCGACAGCUUACCUACUCGACGGUCCGGUUCGGCGUAUACGAAGAAUUAAAAUCUCGCUACACGAAAAGUGGCCGCGAGGCUACCUUCCCAGCCCUGAGCGCCAUGGCCAUCACAUCCGGCUUCCUCGGCGGCAUUGCCGGCAACUUUGCCGACGUCCUCAACGUGCGCAUGCAGCACGAUGCUGCUCUGCCGCCUGCCGAGCGCAGAAACUACAAGCACGCCGUGGACGGCAUGGUCCGCAUGGCGCGCGAAGAGGGCUUUGGUAGCUACUUUCGCGGAUGGCUGCCCAACAGCAGCCGCGCCGCCGUCAUGACUGCAGGCCAGUUAGCGACGUACGAUACUUUUAAGAGGCUGCUCAUGGAUUACACGCCCAUGGGCGACAAUUUGACGACGCAUUUUUCUGCUUCCUUUUUGGCCGGUCUGGCAGCCGCUACGGCGACGAGCCCCAUUGACGUCAUCAAGACCCGCGUCAUGUCGGCAGCCAACAAGCAGAGCGUUGUAACGCUGGUCAAGGACAUUACACGGACAGAAGGCCUCGGCUGGAUGUUCAAGGGCUGGGUGCCCAGUUUCCUGCGAUUAGGACCACACACCAUUUGUACAUUUAUCUUCCUCGAAUUCCACCGCAAAGCAUAUAGACAGGUCAAGGGCCUUAAUGAGACGCCCGUAUAGAAACACACAAACAUAACUCAAAAAGGAGGUCGGCCACGGGGGCCUUUUGGCAUGGUUUCUUUUCUUUUUCAUGGGCGUUUUUUUAGAAUUUCGGUCUGCUUUAACUUCUAACGUGCUGGGUAUAGACGGUUUGUCAUUACAAACUGAGCAGCCAACACAACCAUUUGAUUGAAGAAAUGGGAAUAUUUAUUUAUUAUUUCACCAAUUAACGUCUUCAUCAUCGCCUGUCUCCUAUGCUACACACCUCUGUGGCUUCAUAGGGUGUCCAUGUUCUACCCAUAUGUUUGUGUAUGCUCCCAGCUGGUGAAUGUGUCUUGAUUUUUUUAUAUUCCGUAUUGUACAUGAAAUGAAAAAGCCCCUAUGCCCAAAGUUGACAAAAUUUCGUAAAUAGCAAGCAAAGCGCCUCUGCAACACCACCAAGACAUUUUCUCACUCCAUCUGUCUUUUCUGUUAUUCUACCACUGGUUCUGGCCGUACGGCGUCGUCCCGUAUCCAGGAUCGCCGCCGUACGCCGUGCCUGCACCACCACCAGGACCUCCACCGUACGCAGUAUUGUUACCGCCGCCGUAGGGUGUUGUGUAGCCCUGGUCGCCCCAGCCGCCGCCAGUCUCCAUGUUCAUAUCGGGGCUGCGCGGGCCGUCCAUGUCGGCCUCUUCGCCGCCGUACUUGCGCGGGUCCAGGCCCUUGAGCAGGCCACCAAUCUUUUGCUGCAGCACACGGAUGCCCGACUGGAUGAUCUGGUCCGGCUCCAUGGUGCCGGCGGCCUCGACCUCAAAGUAGAAUCGGUUGGGCUUGGCGUCGUAGUUGAAGGGUUCGCCUUCUUGCAGGGGCUCUUCCCACUCGGCGUAUUUGCUCUUGGGCCUAAACAUACACUCUCGUUAGAAUUUUGAGUCAUGUACAGCGUGGGUUAGUAUAGCUGUGGAGUUGUACUCACCACUCCUUCUCGGGAUCUGUGUUGUUCUCAAACCACCAGUCAAGAUGGUGCAGCUUGUUGUGAGGAUCGUACUCGAAGCCGACAGCAGAGGUGGGCAUCCACUUGGCGUGCUCCUUUGCAAUGCCCUUCUUUGCAAUACACGUCAGACGCAGCUCCUGGUCCUUGCGCAGCUUGGCCAGCAGACAGCCCAGGCCGUCGGACGCCUCGUUGAUAACGGGCGUGCCGAUGGCGCUGGCAUGGCGGCCGUCAACGACCAAGUCUCGCGCAUACACCUUCAUAAUGUCGUCCGACGUGCACUUGGCAUGCAGCGUAAGCGUGACACUGCAUUGCUCGCAGUACUGUUCGCAGUCGCAGUCGCGCGAGUAGUUGAGCUCGUUGAUGCCCUUGGAGCUGAGCGGGAUCAGGCCCAGACGGUGGGCAAUGAACUCGUCGGCAAGCACCGACGUGUUGGUCUCGAUUUCUACAAGGUCGACCGCAAUUGUCGGGACUUCGGCCUGGAUGAUUCGGCGGAGGGCGUUGGCAAAGGGCAGGUUGGUCUUGGAGAGUUCAAAGUCGACGUGUGUGUGAUCGGCCUGCAAUCCCAGGGUUAGUUUAAGCCACCACAACAAUAGCAUCAAUUCCGCUUGAUGCUAGGUGAAAAACAUACGGCAGAGAUGAUGACCUGAGCCUGCUCCGACUCGCCGUCCAUGGCCAUGGGAUCGUAGCCGUCCAUCGUCGCCAAGUUUUGCGCUCAAGGGUGGCCGCGCGAUUGCGAGAUUGCUGGGUUCCAACGCCGGUCAAUCGCCUCGAUAUCCCUUCACUUUGGACUGCGCGAAAUGCCGUCUGUCGAAAGCUGUGCCGGGCGGUGCGCUGCGCUAUGAGAAGUAGUUGGGUCAAGGCAGGGGAUAUCCC